Molecule: messenger RNA, 4796 nt
Organism: Nyctereutes procyonoides (raccoon dog)
Lineage: Eukaryota; Metazoa; Chordata; Mammalia; Carnivora; Canidae
Gene: ABCC11
Product: ATP binding cassette subfamily C member 11
Exons: 30
Coding region: 272-4426 (1384 amino acids)
Biological process (GO): transmembrane transport
Cellular component (GO): membrane
Molecular function (GO): purine nucleotide transmembrane transporter activity; ATP binding; ATP hydrolysis activity
Source: RefSeq, a predicted model, not a curated record
AAAGGCUCCUGUGUCAGGUAACAUGCCUGCACACUACAGUAAAGGAAGGUGUUCAGGAAGUCAAACCUCUGGCUUUGCUACUUUGUGUGACAAGGAACAUAGGGGAACAAAUUACUUUUGCUCCUUCAAGACGGAGGCACUGUCACCUGGAUGGUCUAAAGGAAACAAGGGGCAGGAGUAGAGCACCUGGCCUUCCCCCUGGGUACCGCCAUCAUCCGGAAAAGCAGAUUCUCUGAUUCUUGGAAACGGAGGAUUGGCAAGACAGCUGAAAAUGACCAAGAAGAGGGUGCACUGGGUACCCAGAUCUUCUGGUGGUCUCGUGAAUCUCGGCAUGGACAUGAGCAAUGACAUGGUUUCAGGGCUUAGCUACAAUACUUAUACUGUAGGAGAUGGCUUGUGGAGCCGGCAGGUGAAGAAGCCUGAAGCACCAGCGACAGUCCUCCCUUGGGAGAAAUACAAUGCUGCCUGGAGAACCAUGAUUCCCUUCCGUCCCAAGCCAAAGUUUCCUGCCCCACAGCCCAUGGAUGAUGCUGGCCUGUUCUCCUACCUCACGAUGUCAUGGCUCACCCCCUUCAUGAUCCAGGGUGUACGGAGACGCUUGAAUGAGAACACCAUCCCCCAGCUGUCAGUACAUGAUGCCUCAGACAAAAAUGCUAAAAGGCUCUGCCUCCUUUGGGAAGAAGAAGUCUCAAGGCACGGGAUUGAAAAAGCUUCAGUGCUUCGAGUGAUGAUGAGAUUUCAAAGAACAAGAGCUCUUUUUGAUAUAUUUCUGGGUUGCCUCUUCUCUGUCAUGAGUGUGCUAGGGCCAAUGCUGUUUAUACCAAAGAUCCUGGAAUAUUCUGAAGAGCGGUCAAGGAAUAUUGCCUAUGGGGUGGGACUCUGCUUUGCCCUCUUUUUCUUAGAGUGCCUGAAGUCACUGAGUCUGUGCUCCUGCUGGGUCUUAAGCCAGCGCACAGGUGUCAGGUUUCGUUCCGCUGUUUUCUCCUUUGCUUUUGAGAAGCUAAUACAAUUCAGGUCUCUAACACACAUCACCACUGGAGAGGCCAUCAGCUUCUUCACCAGUGACAUAAACUACCUGUUUGAAGGGGUGUACUACGGUCCCCUGAUCUGGCUCAUCUGCUCGUUGCUGAUUUCUUGCACUCUCAGCUCCUACUUCAUUCUUGGACCUACUGUGCUCUCCGCCACUUUUUGCUAUCUUCUGAUUUUGCCAGUGGAGGUACUCCUGAUCAAAAAGAUUGUUAAGAUACACAGUCAUUUAUCUGAGAUCAGCGACCAGCGCAUCCGUGUGACCAGUGAAGUUCUCACCUGCAUUAAGCUGAUUAAAAUGUAUGCAUGGGAGAAACCAUUUGAAAAAAUAAUUAAAGACCUCAGAAGGAAGGAAAGGAAACUAUUGGAGAAGUCUGGGAUCAUCCAGAGCCUGACUACUGCCUCCCUGUUCAUAGCCCCCACAGUGGCCACAACGGUGAUGUUCCUCAUCCACACAUGCUUACAACUGAAACUCACGGUUUCAUUAGUCUUCACUGUGGUGGGCACUUUGAUUCCCUUGCGGCUGUCAGUAUUCUUUGUGCCCUUUGCAGUAAAAGGCCUCACGAAUUCCAAGUCUGCAGCAGAAAGGUUUAAGAAAUUUUUCCUCCAGGAGAGCCCAGUAUUAUAUGUCCAGGCAUUGAAAGAUCCUAGUAAAGCGGUGGUUUUAGAGGAGGCCACCUUGUCCUGGCGACAGACCUGCCCUGGGAUUGUCAAUGGCGCUGCAGAGCUGGAGAAGAACGGGUGUGCUCCUGAGGGGAUGACCAGGGCUCAGCCAGCUCGAGGAGCCCUCAGGCCAGAGGACACAAGGGACAGCCUACUCCCUAACUUGCAAAAGUUAAACCUGGUGGUGCCUAAGGGGACCAUGUUGGGGGUCUGUGGCAACACUGGGAGUGGCAAGAGCAGCCUGCUGUCAGCCAUCCUGGGAGAGAUGCACUUGCUGGAGGGCUCAGUGGGAGUGCAUGGAAGCCUGGCGUAUGUCCCUCAGCAGGCCUGGAUCAUAGGGGGUAACGUCAGGGAGAACAUUCUCAUGGGACGCCAGUAUGACAAGGCCCGGUACCUCCAGGUGCUCCAUUGCUGCUCCCUGAACCAUGACCUGGAAAUUCUGCCCUUUGGAGACAUGACAGAGAUUGGGGAGCGGGGCCUCAACCUCUCUGGGGGGCAGAAGCAGAGGAUCAGCCUGGCGCGUGCUGUCUACUCUGACCGCGAGCUCUAUCUGCUGGAUGACCCCCUGUCUGCUGUGGACACCCACGUGGGGAAGCACAUCUUUGAGGAGUGCAUUAAGAAGAUGCUCAGUGGGAAGACCAUCAUUCUGGUGACCCACCAGCUGCAGUACUUAGCAUUUUGUGACCAGAUCAUUUUCUUAGAAGAUGGGAAAAUCUGUGAAAAAGGAAUUCACAGUGAAUUAAUACAGAAAAAAGGGCGAUAUGCCCAACUCAUCCAGAAGAUGCUUGGAAAAGCCACACAGGACAAACUGCAGGACACAGUAGAGACAGCAGAAGACCCUCAGGGGCAAGGGCAGGCCUGGACCACCUGCCAGGAAGAAAUUCUUCAUGAAAAUGAUGUGCUGGAGAAUCAGCUCACAAGAAAGGAGAUGAUGGAAGAAGGGUCUCUGGGAUGGAGAGUCUACCACCAUUACAUCCGGGCGAGUGGAGGUUACAUGAUGUUUGCCAUUGUUUUCUUUCUCAUGAUGGGGAUCAUCUUCCUCACGACCUUCAACUUCUGGUGGCUGAGCUAUUGGUUGGAGCAGGGCUCAGGGACCAAUAGCAGCCAAGAGAACAACGGAACUACUGCAAACCCAGGUGACAUACUGGACAACCCUCAGCUGCUGUGCUAUCAACUGGUGUAUGGACUCAGUGUCCUGCUACUAAUCUGCAUAGGUGUCUGCUUCUCGGGGUUUUUCACCAAGAUCACAAGGAAAGCAUCCUCAGCAUUGCACAACGAGCUCCUCAACAAGAUUUCUUGCUGCCCCAUGAGCUUCUUUGACACAACCCCAACAGGCCGACUCCUGAACUGCUUUGCGGGGGACUUGGAUGCCAUGGACCAGUUGUUGCCUGUUGUUGCUGAAGAGUUUCUGCUCCUGUCUUUGAUGGUGGUCGCUAUCCUGUUGGCUGUCAGUGUGCUGUCUCCAUACAUUCUGUUGAUGGGAGUCAUAUUAUUUACUCUUUGCCUUAUUUUUUUUUCGAUGUUUAAGGCACCCAUCAACGUGUUCAAGAGGCUGGAGAACUACAGCCGCUCCCCUCUGUUCUCCCACAUUCUCACCACUCUUCAGGGCCUGAGCUCCAUCCAUGUCUAUGGAAAAGCUGAAGACUUCAUCAGCGAGUUUAAGAGGCUGACUGAUGCACAUAAUAACUACCUGUUGAUGUUCCUGUCGUCCUUGCGAUGGAUAUCACUGAGGCUGGAGAUCACGACCAACCUGCUGGCCUUCGCUGUGACUUUGUUCGUGGCUUUUGGCAUUUCCUCUGCCCCUUAUUCUUAUAAAGCCAUGGCUAUCAGCCUCAUUCUCCAGCUUGCGUCCAACUUCCAGGCCACUGCCCGGAUUGGUUCAGAGACAGAGGCAUACUUCACAGCUGUGGAGAGGAUAUGUCAAUACAUGAAGAUGUGUGUUCCUGAGUCUCCUUUAUGCAUAGAAGGCACGAGCUGUCCCCCUGGGUGGCCACAGCAUGGAGAAAUCACAUUCCAGGAUUAUCACAUGAAAUACAGGGACAACACACCCAUUAUCCUCAAUGGCAUCAACCUGACGAUUCACAGUCAUGAAGUGGUGGGCAUUGUGGGAAGGACGGGUUCUGGGAAGUCCUCCUUGGGGGUGGCUCUCUUCCGCCUGGUGGAGCCUACAGCAGGCAGGAUUCUCAUUGAUGGCGUGGACAUUUGUAGUAUCAACCUGGAGGAUCUGCGGUCCAAGUUCUCCAUUGUCCCUCAAGAUCCUGUCCUGCUUUCAGGAACCAUCAGAUUCAACCUGGAUCCCUUUGAUCGUUACACAGAUGAACAGAUCUGGGAUGUCUUGGAGAAGACAUUCCUGAGCAUGACAAUCUCAAAGUUACCCCAAAGACUGCAAGCAGAAGUUGUGGAAAGUGGCAGAAACUUCUUCUCUGUGGGGGAGAAGCAGCUGCUCUGCAUUGCAAGAGCACUCCUUCGCAACUCCAAGAUCAUCCUUAUUGAUGAAGCCACAGCUUCCAUCGAUAUGGAAACCGAUAGCCUGAUCCAGCACACAAUCCGUGAAGCCUUCCAGGGCUGCACAGUGCUGGUCAUUGCACACCGCAUCACCACUGUGCUCAGCUGUGACCGCGUCCUGGUCAUGAACAAUGGGAAGGUUGUAGAGUUUGACAGGCCUGAGGUCCUGCAACAGAAGCCUGAGUCUGCGUUUGCUGCCCUGCUGGCAACAGCCAAUUCUUCACUGAGCUAAAGAGAACUGGUGACUGUGGGAGCUGAUGGCAGAGCCAAGUGCAGCUGGGAAGUCUGCAGUCUUUGACUUUCUUGAAUAGAGAUGGCUACUUCUCCUGAAAGCAGGGCUGAAAUGUGCUCAGAGGUGCUGUAAAUGGGAUAGAGAAGAAGAUUGGGGGAGCAAAACCUAGAAUAGGCCACUUGAUGGCUCCCCAAAUCUGGGGAACCCCCAUGCCAUUUGAGACCAUGUGGUCAGAUCAGCAUGUGUCUCUUUUUAAUUGAUAUGUUGAGUAAUUUCAUAAUAAUGUGAAAGCCUAUUACAUUUUCUGGAUCUGUGUUAAAAGAAUUGCAAAUGCUGUAUUGAUUUUGUGAAAAAAAAAUAAAAAUAAGAA